Molecule: messenger RNA, 1066 nt
Organism: Salvia miltiorrhiza (redroot sage)
Lineage: Eukaryota; Viridiplantae; Streptophyta; Magnoliopsida; Lamiales; Lamiaceae
Product: LEAF RUST 10 DISEASE-RESISTANCE LOCUS RECEPTOR-LIKE PROTEIN KINASE-like 2.7
Exons: 1
Coding region: 116-961 (281 amino acids)
Molecular function (GO): polysaccharide binding
Source: RefSeq, a predicted model, not a curated record
UAAAGUCCGCCCACAGAAGCUUCCAUUUAUUGGAAAAAUGAGUCAAAGACAUUAAACAAAACCAAACUCGGCCAUGAUCUCGUAACCAAUUCCUCCUCUGAGCCAAAGAAGAAAAAUGAAUCAAGGGUUUCUCCUCCCGAUGCUGGUGAGCCUCGUACUCGUAGUGAUGAGAAUCCCGGGCAGGGUGUGCCAAGAUGAUUACGAAACCUGCAGGCAGCCAUUUCAGUGUGGAGACCAAACAGAUAUCCCGUAUCCAUUCUACGGGGGAGUCCGCCCAGUUUCGUGCGGCUUUCCGGGGUUCGAGAUGAGCUGCCAAGAGGGCGUUCCCCUCAUUAACACCUCACAGAUAAUCUACCGCGUCCGUGAAAUCAACAACCAGACGCAGACCCUCACCGUCGCCAGAAACGACCUAUGGAACAACACUUGUUCUCCACAACUCUUCAACACAUCUGUAGAUACCGACUUAUACAGUCUUUACUCGGCCGCUAAUGAUCAGGAGAUCACUCUGGUCUACGGUUGCAGUGGUCAGACACAAUUCCCACAACCCAAUCAGUUCAAUUGCGAUGCCACAGGAGAAAUAAAUGGUUUGGCUUACUUCACCACAAUAGCCCUACCCCAGCUGCCGCCGAAUAUUAGUAUCACAUGCAACGGCCCUCAAAUUACUGUUCGGCUCGAUCAAACUGAGGCCGCCCGGUUGGCAACAAAUCCCUCCCUUUCUUCAUUGGAGGCAUCUCUUCAAACUGGAUUCUCGAUCCAGUGGUUAGCGGAUAACCAGAACUGCGAGAGCUGCUUGGGAUCCGGUGGAGAGUGCGGCUCCAAUCCAUUGGGAUCCUUUGCUUGCCACUGUGCUAAUGGUACAUUUGAAUCCACUUGCUCAAAUGCCCCCAACCAAAACGGUACUAAUAUAUUCCUUCUUUUUCUCUGCUCCCAACCGCAUAACUUCAACUUUUUGUUAUAUUAGAUCGAUUAAUAACCUCUUUAAUUGGAUUUACAUCUCAAUUCCGGCAUCCUUUAGCCUAAUUUUCAAAAUAUACUCAUCUGUCAUAGUCUUCGCAUUCGCAUUCUC